CCAACUCGGGCCUUCCUUGUCCAGCAUAUGUCGUCGCUGAAGCAGGUGCGCAGCGGCGAGUCUGCGUCCGCGCGCGACGUGCGUCAGUUCGGAGGAUGUUGAGAUGCCUAUUCUGCCGCGCGCCAGAGUAGAUGUCUACUAUGCAGGCACGGAGCAGACCGGCACCCCCGCCAUACAGUUUGAAAUGCCGCUGCGCGACGACACCUCAUUUGAGGAUCUGAGGGGGGUGGCCCAUGAAAGGUGGUGGCCUGCUACGACCAAGCCGGAGACCAGAAGCCGCCCGCUGUUUACCAAAUCGUGCUUGCCGAUGGCGAAGAGCCUUCCCUCCUUUCCGACCCUGUCAAGUGCGUAUGCUUGAAGACGCCACACCACACAUGCACAUGUGUCACAACGUGUGCUUUCUAUUGCACUCCUUCUGUCUAUCAGGUCUGUGUAUCAGGAGAAGAUCGAAGCGAAGAAGACCAUCAAGAUCGUCAUGACCGCACCCGCACCAAGUGAGUCGGACAGGGACCAAAAGACAAAUGCUUGCGCCAUUUGCUGUUUACGGUGCUUGUUUUUGGGUUGCUGUACCAGGACGGAAGAGACCGACGAAGAGUCAACCGCACUCAACUCAGCACCAAACGAAGCCAGCCAGCGCAAAUCCGACAACCCAUUCGAAUCAAGGCGUCUUCCUGCGGGGCAGCGGCCAUGGAUCACGGUUUGCCUCGUCAGCCUCUUCCGAGUUACUGAAGCCACUCCUCGAGACAACGUGAGACGAUAUCUUAUCGGCAAACUCGACCAAUGGCCUGCACAGCGUUGAAACGAACCAACACAGCUGAGAUGCUCCAGCUCCGCGCACCUCUCUUGUUCCUCCUGGACUGCAUCGAGCUUGCGGUUGAUCCUCUCGCGCAGCUCCAAUUCAAUCGGGCGGCCUGCUGGGCGGCUGUCAUAGCCACCUUCAUGGCUUCUUACAUAGACAUACUCAACGCGGCGGCCCAAAACCUAGAUGCCCGGUGGGUGGGUGCACUCAUCCAACAACCGGACGGCACGUGGAAGAGAAGACGUGGUUUUGAAAACUGGCUGCUAUGGCUAUGGCUGCGGGAGAUGUGGGGGGUGUGCAUGCGGCCGUCGAUGUUUUGGUUUUCGUUGACCCUACUCGCUCUUUUCUGCUGGGGACUCUCGCACAGGAUUCGUGUUGGAUACUGAUGAUUGAUGCACAUGAUUGAUGCACAGUUUCUUGUGCCGGUGACCGUUUUUGCGUGCCUUGUCUGUUUCUGCUUCUUCAUUCGUUAUCUGUGACACAAGUACGGUGGACACCGUAGGGAAAUAUGUAUGUCAAAACUCUGUCACACAGCUCUGUGCUCUGAUGAAUCA
Messenger RNA from Vitrella brassicaformis, 1353 nucleotides. The record is from the annotation of a GenBank genome assembly. NCBI's taxonomy places the organism in Eukaryota, Vitrellaceae.